This is a messenger RNA of Anthostomella pinea, 786 nucleotides long. The record is from the annotation of a GenBank genome assembly. NCBI's taxonomy places the organism in Eukaryota, Fungi, Ascomycota, Sordariomycetes, Xylariales, Xylariaceae.
AUGAAGUCGCAAAUGGUUCUAUCAUGCCUGUUGGCACUUGUGGCACGCGCCGUGGCAUCUAUUGGUGACUCGACCUUCCACCAAGGCGCCCUCAAAUGCACGAGCAAACCACCAGCGUUUUUCCUCGCCGGCGAUAGUACGACAGCAGUCCAGUCGGAGGGCGGAGGAGGUUGGGGCAACGGCUUCCUAUCAUUCUUGAAGGCGCCAGCAUGGGGAGUCAACCUCGGCCACAACGGGGCAACGACAGUCAGCUUCGUCCAAGGCGGCGACUGGGCGAAUGUGACCGACUACGUCAAACGGAACACACGCAGAUUCGACACAUAUGUCACGAUCCAGUUCGGGCAUAAUGACCAGAAGCCGGCGAGUAACAUCUCACUCUCCCAGUACCAGGCCAAUCUGGAAAGGCUAGCAAGGGAAGUCAAGGGUAUCGGCGGUACACCGUUUCUCGUGACGCCCCUGACAAGACGGAGCUUCGUCUCGGAGCAUCAGACAGACGACUCCUUGCACGACCAGCGCCUAGCGACCAUCGCGGCCGCCAGAGCCACUAACACCACCUAUCUGGACCUCAACCAAGCCAGCAUGAACUACGCGAACAGGAUUGGGAAUGAGUCGGCACAGGUGUACAACCUGCACCCCAAUGACACGACGCAUCUCAACGACUACGGCAGUGUCGUGUUCGGGCGCCUGCUGGCCGACCUGAUGAUCGAGAAAAGGGGGUGUCUGGAGCGAUGGAUAGGUCCCAACGAGACCCUGAGCUAUGAUCUGUGGCAUGGAAUACCUGCCUGA